UUCAAUCUGUAGGAAAAAAGUCACUUCAUUCAUCAGCUGAUUUCCUUGAAAUCUUUCUCAACAUCUGAUAUGGAUGCACAGCACAAUUUUUAAUUGUACAUCACGCAGGGGGAGAACAGGCUUUGUGAAACAGAUUGACUGCAGACAGUCUGUGACGAUGGCUCUGGACUGUGAUUUUGGGGUGAAGAGCAGCAGCAGCAGCAUCAUCAGGGAAUGGAGUGGACAGGUCCAGCCUGCUCUGGUGGCCUCCUUCAUCUUCCUCUUCUGUCUGGAAGCCUGUCUGUGGGUCAGGAACCUCAGGCUCAAGAGACGACUGCCGGGACCCUUCGCCUGGCCCGUGGUGGGCAACGUCAUGCAGCUGGGCCAGAUGCCUCACAUCACCUUCGCCAAGCUCGCCAAAAAAUACGGUAAUGUGUACCAGAUCCGGCUGGGCUGCAGCGACAUUGUGGUUCUGAAUGGAGACAGGGCGAUACGUGAGGCGCUGAUCCAGCACAGCAAAGAGUUUUCAGGCAGACCAAACUUUGCCUCCUUCCAGAUGAUCUCUGGAGGCAGGAGCUUGACUUUCAGUAAUUACAGCAAACAGUGGAAAGUGCACCAAAAAAUCGCUCAGUCAAGUCUGAGAGCCUUUUCCUCUGCAAACAGCAAGACCAAGAAAGACUUUGAGCAGCACGUUACAGCCGAGGCCAUGGAGCUGGUGCAGGUAUUCCUGCAGCAAAGCACUGAUGGACAGUAUUUUGACCCUGCUCAUGAAUUCACAGUUGCUGCCGCAAAUGUGAUGUGCGCUCUCUGUUUCGGGAAGCGAUAUGGGCACGAGGAUAUCGAGUUCAGGACCCUGUUGAAGCGGUUGGACAAGUUUGGAGAGACGGUUGGAGCAGGGAGCUUAGUCGAUGUUAUGCCCUGGCUUCAGUCAUUUCCUAACCCAGUCCGUAGUGUCUAUGAAAACUUCAAGAACCUCAAUGAGGAGUUCUAUGGCUUUGUGAAAGAUAAAGUGAUGCAACACAGAAAGUCCUUCAACCCCGAAGUGACCCGGGACAUGAGUGAUGUAAUUAUCAAUGCCAUUGAAAAUGGGAAGGACAGAGGCCUGACCAAAGAGUUUGUUGAAGCUACAGUGACAGAUGUCAUUGGAGCAGGUCAAGACACUGUAUCAACACUUAUGCAGUGGACUCUCCUGCUCUUGGUCAAGCACCCAGACAUCCAAGACAAGCUGCACGACCUCCUCGACAAAGUGGUCGGCAAAGACAGGCUGCCGUCCAUCCAUGACAGAGACAGGCUCGCCUACCUGGACGCCUUCAUCUACGAGACCAUGCGUUUCACCAGCUUCGUCCCCGUCACCAUUCCACACUCCACCACCUCUGAUGUCGCCAUUGAAGGUUUCCACAUUCCUAAAGAUACGGUGGUUUUCAUCAACCAAUGGUCUGUCAACCACGACCCUCACAAGUGGAAGGACCCUCACAUUUUCUACCCUGCACGCUUCCUUGAUGAAAACGGCUUGCUGGAUAAAGAUGCCACCAACAGCAUGAUGAUUUUUUCAGCAGGUAAAAGGCGAUGUAUCGGCAACCAGAUCACCAAGGUGGAAGCGUUUCUGUUCACAGCCAUCUUGCUGCAUCAGUGUAGGUUUGAGAGCAACCCGUCCAAGCCGGUCAGUCUCAGCUGCUCCUAUGGACUGACACUGAAACCGCUCCAGUCCAGCAUCAGCGCUAAGCUGAGGGGGAAGCUGCUCACUUUAGUUUCUCCGGCAUGAAAACCCCAAAACUGUGACUCCAAACCAGCAAUCCCUACCCCCACCUGUGACACUGAACAGUGAGUAUCAGCAAGUUUGCAUUAAGACCUGAUGUUGGAAGAGUUUCAUAUUUAAUGAAGAUGUUUGAUCAGCAUGUGUUGGAGUUAGAUGUGAAUAUUUAAUCUACUGCAGGUAGAGUGUAAAAUGAAAUUUCUGAUUAAAAAAUCUAUACUUGA
Messenger RNA from Thalassophryne amazonica, 1956 nucleotides. Its product is annotated as cytochrome P450 1B1-like. Gene Ontology annotation, molecular function: heme binding; steroid 17-alpha-monooxygenase activity; iron ion binding. NCBI's taxonomy places the organism in Eukaryota, Metazoa, Chordata, Actinopteri, Batrachoidiformes, Batrachoididae. The record is from RefSeq and is a predicted model, not a curated record. Gene Ontology annotation, biological process: hormone biosynthetic process; progesterone metabolic process. The coding region runs from base 74 to 1741 and encodes 555 amino acids. The transcript has a single exon.